GUUUUGAAGAAGCCACUGAAUCAAUUCUAUGGAAAAACUGUGCAACUUCAAUCGUCGUCUUCUACUCUUUUCUUUACUUAUAUUUCCUAUCCUCGUAAUUUCAAAAACAAUGCCAACCCAAGAUGAGCAAUCCGAAAUCAUCUCAAGAUUCCAAGAAUACCUCAGAAUCAACACAGCUCAACCAUCCCCAGACUACGAUAAAUCCACCCAAUUUAUCCUAACCCAAGCCAAAUCCCUUUCUUUAGAAUUCCAAAUCAUAGAGUUCGUCAAAGGCAAACCACUCGUCAUCCUCAAAUGGCCAGGCUCCGACCCUUCCUUCCCUUCUAUCCUACUUAACUCCCACACCGAUGUCGUCCCCUUCGAACAUUCCAAGUGGAUUCAUCCUCCUCUUGGAGCCCAUAUCGACGAACAAGGCAAUAUCUUUGCUCGGGGAUCCCAGGAUAUGAAGUGCGUUGGGAUGCAGUAUCUGGAGGCUAUUCGUAAGUUGACGAUUUUUGGGUUUCAGCCGAAACGGUCUCUUUACUUGUCGUUUGUCCCCGAUGAGGAGAUUGGUGGCCAUGAUGGUGUUGAGAAGCUUGUUUACUCUGAUGUCUUCAAGAGUAUGAAUGUUGGUAUAGUGCUUGAUGAAGGGUUGGCUUCGCCUAAUGAGAAUUUUAGGUUAUUCUAUGCGGAGAGGAUAACGUGGUGGCUGGUGAUAAAGUCUACGGGAGCUCCCGGACAUGGGGCGAAGCUUUAUGACAAUAGUGCAAUGGAAAACCUUUUCAAGAGCAUUGAGAUUAUCAGGAGGUUCAGGGCCUCACAGUUCGAUUUGGUCAAAGCUGGUUUGAAGAGUGAAGGGGAUGUCAUUUCGGUUAACAUGGCCUCACUUAAGGCCGGCACGCCUUCUCCCACUGGUUUUGUUAUGAAUUUGCAGCCAUCUGAAGCAGAAGCUGGUUUUGACAUUCGAGUACCACCAACAGCUAAUACAGAAUCCUUGGAGAAACGGAUAGCCGAGGAAUGGGCACCGGCUUCUAGGAACAUGUCAUUUGAGUUUAAGGAAAAGGAUACUACCGUUGAUCACUUGGGAAGGCCGCUCAUAACUGCCACCGACAGUUCUAACCCAUGGUGGACUCUGUUGGAAGAAGCUAUCAAGAAAGCUAAUGGAAAGGUCGGGAAGCCAGAGAUUUUUCCGGCCUCUACAGAUGUUUUCUAUUUUCGGCAAGUGGGCCUUCCAGCUAUUGGUUUUUCACCUAUGGCUAACACUCCUAUUUUGCUUCAUGACCAUAAUGAGUUUCUAAACCAAGCUGAGUACUUGAAAGGAAUCGAUGUGUACGCGUCCAUUAUUCAAGCAUAUACGUCAUACAUCCCGUCUCGAAGAGAUAGCCUUCCGAGAGACGAGUUAUGAAGGAUAAGCACGGGAGUAUCUUCUUCCUCAAGUGAGAACUCCUAGUUUCUCUUGCUGCCUUGUAGUACUAGACCUUAAUGGUAGUAGAGCUAAGGUUAGCCUAGUAAUGUAUCAUUAGCAACGGAAGCAAUUCAUCAUGCCGCUUAUGGAUGAUGGUUUAUUUGAACCUUCCUGAUGAGAUUUUCAUAU
Messenger RNA from Hibiscus syriacus, 1573 nucleotides. RefSeq names its product aminoacylase-1-like. Gene Ontology annotation, molecular function: aminoacylase activity. The coding region runs from base 29 to 1384 and encodes 451 amino acids. Gene Ontology annotation, cellular component: cytoplasm. Lineage: Eukaryota; Viridiplantae; Streptophyta; Magnoliopsida; Malvales; Malvaceae. Gene Ontology annotation, biological process: amino acid metabolic process. The record is from RefSeq and is a predicted model, not a curated record. The transcript is spliced from 5 exons.